UCCAGUACCUUCCAAACCAACCUCGAACUGCUUAAAUAGCGUUCCUCAGCAUGCCAUCGUCCCCAGACUUCAUUCUUUUCCUGAUCCUCCACAUCAGUUUCAAAAACUCUCCAUAGCCCUUCAGUUUUAGAUAUCUCAGAAUAUUCAAGAAUGGCAGAAAAAAGCAAGAUUUUGAUCAUUGGUGGAACAGGAUACAUUGGCAAGUUUAUAGUUGCGGCCAGCACUAAGGCUGGUCAUCCAACCUUUGUACUGGUUAGAGAAUCUACUGUUUCUGAUCCUGUUAAGGGAAAACUUGUUGAAGGCUUCAAGAACUCUGCGACUCUUGUUCAUGGUGACUUGUAUGAUCAUGAAAGUUUAGUGAAGGCCAUAAAACAGGUGGAUGUGGUCAUAUCAACUGUUGGUAACGGACAAUUGAAUGAUCAGAGGAAGAUCAUUGAUGCAAUUAAAGAAGCUGGAAAUGUCAAGAAAUUCUACCCUUCAGAGUUUGGAGUUGAUGUGGAUCGCCAAAAUGCAGUUGAGCCUGCCAAGUCUGCAUUUGCAGGAAAGUCUCAGAUUCGUAGAGCUACUGAGGCAGCAGGGAUCCCUUACACCUAUAUCUCGUCUAACGCUUUUGCUGGAUAUUUUCUUCCAACCUUGUUACAGCCAGGAGCCACUGCACCACCACGAGAUAAAGUUGUCGUCUUGGGAGACGGAAAUGCUAAAGCUGUUUUUAAUGAAGAACAUGACAUUGGUACUUUCACCAUCAAAACUGUUGAUGAUCCAAGAGCAUUGAACAAAGUUGUCUACAUUAGGCCUCCUAAGAAUAGUGUAUCAUUUAAUGAGUUAGUGGCAGUAUGGGAGAAGAAGAUUGGUAAAACUCUGGAGAAAGAAUAUAUUCCUGAGGAACAACUCCUGAAGAACAUCCAAGAGGCUCCAAUUCCGCUCAAUGUUAUAUUAUCAAUUAACCAUGCAAUUCUGGUAAACGGUGAUACUACCAACUUUGCAAUUGAGCCAUCUUUCGGUGUAGAGGCUUCAGAGCUUUAUCCUGAUGUCAAGUACACCACUGUCGAGGAGUACCUUGAUCGAUUCGUCUAAGAAGUUCAUUAGUCUUCUGAUUGAUAUGGUCAUGGCCUGGAAUAAUUGGCUGAUAAACUUGGUCGAAGACUUUGUGUUGAAUGUCUUGUAAUGACCUUUGUUAAAUUCUUCUGCAACAUUUGAUUUUACUAAAUGUAUUAUCACCAGUUUAAAAAAUAGUUUCUGCCCUUUGUGGGAAUGAGGUUGUAACAAAACGAGUUGUUUUCCUUUUUCUGCAAUGCUUGUACCACAUCUCCUUGCAACUCAUUUUAUAAGCAUGUCAAUCUUGUGAA
Coffea arabica (coffee) is the source of this 1346-nucleotide messenger RNA. Its product is annotated as eugenol synthase 1-like. The record is from RefSeq and is a predicted model, not a curated record. NCBI's taxonomy places the organism in Eukaryota, Viridiplantae, Streptophyta, Magnoliopsida, Gentianales, Rubiaceae. Gene Ontology annotation, molecular function: oxidoreductase activity.